Molecule: messenger RNA, 1296 nt
Organism: Cantharellus anzutake
Lineage: Eukaryota; Fungi; Basidiomycota; Agaricomycetes; Cantharellales; Hydnaceae
Exons: 3
Coding region: 1-1296 (431 amino acids)
Source: RefSeq, a predicted model, not a curated record
AUGGGAAAGUGGGCACCUGGUCAUUACGACGAUGUCCUUAUUAUCAAGCUCAAGAAAAUAUUCGCCCGCGCCCUGGAGUUGAAUGAGUUUACGAGACGCGAUGACUUAAACCGUCGUGGAGAAAGUGGCGACUCAUCAAAGCGCCCAUUGUUCACUUUUGAACAAUUUACUGCUGAGCUUGAUGAUAGCGACCCUUUCGUUCUCGGUUUAAUUGGUGUUUUGGUGAAAGUGGGUGUUUAUUGGCCUUUUUGCCUUCCAUUCCACCCUGAAGAUGCCGCUGUGCAGGAGGUGGCAUCCCGGCGCGAUCGUCAGGGGACUGGUGUAUCACCCCAUGAUCCCACCACAGGCCGUAUCUCGGAGCCCUCAGAAAUCGCACUCAGAGCGCUGUUAGACUCCUCAUCUGCGGUGGAUGCCGGUUCAUCCGGUGGCUGGGCAUCUCGCGCCUUCAAUAACGCGGAUUCAUCCCACCCGGAAGGGAAUUGGUUGCAACGGCUCGAGGAAAUACAUGGGCGGGAAGUUUCGCGGUAUGAUGAUGUAGUGAUGUCAGAGCCAUCAUAUACCCCGCCAUCAAAUGCCGGGGCGGCUGAUUACUGGACGGGACACUGGGAAGAUGUCACUCCGCCAGUGGCCCCUCGUUCACCUGAUCCAUCCACUGGAUCCAGUGUUCUUGUUGGUCGUCGCCGUGCUCUUCAAAGAGCGCGCACUGCGGAAUUCGCAUCGCAUACAUCACGACGAAGGUCUAGUCAACGGAUAGGGCUGUUAGAUGAACGCAAUCGAGAUGGUGAGGCCGGGGAUGAUGACCCUCUUUCGGGUAUUCCUACACCAACCCUUCUCGUUCGGCCCCCCGGUGGGAGAGAAAGGCGUGGUUAUGAUGCUGUGCGAGACGCAGCCAUGCGAGAGAGUGGUUCCUCUGAGCUCGGGCCCCGAUCCAGCGAGGGCCCGCAUUGGGUCCCGCCCAGACUGCCCUCUCCCAGCGACCAUGAUUCGGCGUUGACGAGUCGCGCCCUUCUACUCCGAUCACGCACUCCCAUUGCCCCUGCAUCGCAAGGAGGCCCCACUAGGACGCUACGUCGAGGUGGUCUCCGAGCGCCUGAACUUGAGUUGGUCUCAAGGUUCCAUUCCCCGCCCCCUCGCCCUUUGGCUGUAUACCGGUCGCCAUCUCCCAUGUACUCGCCCCUCACUCCUAGUGAUCGUCCUGCAGGUGCAAGUGCCGUGCCAACGUCUGUGGCAGGAGAACCCCCGACUGUCGUCGUCCAGCUUGGCACUCCUCGUUCACUCUCUCCUAGCGAGAAUUAA